Messenger RNA from Cynara cardunculus var. scolymus (artichoke), 1524 nucleotides. Its product is annotated as heat shock factor protein HSF24-like. The coding region runs from base 423 to 1277 and encodes 284 amino acids. Gene Ontology annotation, biological process: regulation of transcription by RNA polymerase II. The record is from RefSeq and is a predicted model, not a curated record. The transcript has 2 exons. Lineage: Eukaryota; Viridiplantae; Streptophyta; Magnoliopsida; Asterales; Asteraceae. Gene Ontology annotation, molecular function: DNA-binding transcription factor activity; RNA polymerase II cis-regulatory region sequence-specific DNA binding. Gene Ontology annotation, cellular component: nucleus.
CUUUCAAGUGCUUUCGUGCACGAACCCUCAUAAAUCCUUUAUCAAAUUAUUAUACACUUAUUUCAUCAUCAUCGUCCUCGGUAAACGUCGCCGUCGGCAGCCGGAAACAGACUUGUCGGAGAAGUUAUGUUCGUGUCAUUUCUUAGAAUUCAACAACUACACGACGACGACGGUGCUCAUGGAAGAAACUAAAAAGUCUUCAUCAGAUAACGCCACCGUGAACCUUUCGAAUUACGAUCUGGCUCGAUCUCGUUUGUUUCCUUCUGGAUUUUAUUGCUGGGACUGGGAAUUCCUCACCGCUUUGUUGCUGUUUAGUUGUUGAUUUUGUUUGAUUUUAGUGGUUGAUUAAGGUAGAUUUAGGAUUUUAGGGGAGAUUUUUAGAGCGAUUUGUGGUAGGUGAGAUUGGAAAAAAGGGAGAGAAAAUGUCGCAUCGGUCGGUUCCGGCACCUUUUCUGACUAAGACGUAUCAGUUGGUGGAUGAUCCGGCGACUGACGAUGUGAUUUCGUGGAACGAUGGUGGUAAUACGUUCAUCGUUUGGAAAACUGCUGAUUUUGCUAGGGAUUUGCUUCCGAAUUCGUUCAAACACAACAAUUUCUCCAGCUUCGUUCGUCAGCUUAACACUUAUGGGUUUCGGAAAACUGUGCCGGACAAAUGGGAGUUUGCAAAUGAUAACUUUAAGCGUGGGGAGAGAGCGCUUUUGAUUGAGAUUCGUCGUCGGAAAACUGUGACAUCAUCCCAAGCUCAUGCAAACGGGAAGCCAACCAGCGGCGAUGGUGGUCCAGCAUCAUCACCAACUAGUUCAGGCGACGACCUGGGAUCCAGCUCAACCUCUUCGCCGGAUUCAAAGAAUCCAGGGUCGGUGGACACUCCGACGGUUGAGAAAUUGGAAAACCUGUCGGACGAAAACGAGAAACUGAAGAAGGAUAAGCAGAUGUUGACGUCAGAACUUGCACAGAUGAAGAAGCAGUGCAACGACCUCGUGGCGUUUCUGACCCAGAACGUGAAGGUGGCACCGGAUCAAAUUAACCGCAUCUUGGGUGGAGACGGUGGGGUUGGUGAGAUAGUGAUGGCCGACGAGGAGGAUGAUAAUGAUGAAGAAGAAAAGGGGGAAUGUUUCAAGUUGUUUGGGGUGUUUUUGAAAGAAGAUAAGAAAAAGAGGGGUCGAAAUGAAAACAACAUUUCUUUUGGGGCCCAAAGGAAAGAGAUGAAGAUGGAUGAUGCUUCUAGGAUGAAUCCAUAUUCUACAACUGGACAGUCAACCAACGUGUGCAACUAACGAAUAGAAGCAUGCCACGUGGUUGACGGGUCCUAGUUUUAAAAAUCCAAUAUUACAAAUGUAAGGUAUUCAUACAUAAAGUCGUAUGUUAUAUUUAUGUAUUUUUGGCAUUUUAUCUAUUUUUCUUUAUGUUUCUAUUAAUAUUAUAAAUAGUGUCGAAAAUAAAUCUUGUACGUGGGAAUUCUCAGAACUGUUAGUGACAGUGGUUGAAACAUAUAUAUUGUCGUUAUAGAUGUUUUGUUUUUUU